AUGGGAACCGAAAACGCUAUUAGAACCUCUGCUGGCUGGCCCAGGCGAGACGAACGCAAAUUCAAAGUUCUCAGAAUCCAUACGCUAUCUGCUAUCAUUCUAGCUACCGCCAUCACGCAGGGCGUGCCGAGUUGUACCGCCGCGCCCGCCUUUCCUCGCAAUCACUCCCCGAACCAUGAAAAGGCCUCCAAUCAAGCUCAGUCGCCAGCGCAUGAAGCAUCGGAGCCAGGUUUAGAACUUUGCCCGCGCGCUUGCGAAGGCGAUGACGAUUUCGAUUGCUACGAUGAGGAUGACGGCGGCGACGACGACGACGACGACGACGGGGGAGACGACAAUACCAGCUACCUUGAAACUCGCGAAACGACCAGCGAUGACAGGCUACCGACUGUGAAACUGGCGUCUUCGUCUCUGCCAGAUCCCCUCAUGCAAGCUCUACAACCUGAGCUUGAGCAAGCACUUGCUUCCGGUCUGGAGCAGGCUGACAGAAGCUCUACCGAAAGCGGGGAAACAUCAGCAACCGCUACCGCCUCCAAUGCCACCACACAACCGCAGUCCACUCCUGCGUCGUCUGGAUCCUUUGCUUCGUCCGAAACUCCCGCGCUGCCAAGUUCUAGUGUCCUUGAUGUAUCUGGAACCCCGUCGACUUCAGUAAAUGCACCCACGUCUCUGGCAACUACAUUUGCAAUCGCUUCUCCGCUAAGUUCAGGCGCAUCUUUGCCGGCGCCAACCUUCAGUACUGGAGAUAUUCCUACUUCCACCAACUCAGACAGCGCUAUUGAAACUGAAACCACGACCAUCGGGUCAACGACUAUCACAACAACGACGGUCUCACAUUCAUCUAGUUCACACACCUCGCACACUUCCCACACGUCUGCGACCUUUCCUUCCCACAAACUGAACCAAGGCCCAGGAUUAGCCGUUCGCCCGACCCCUGGAGUCGAUCUCAUGGGAGGCCUCAACCACGACUUCGACUCUACACGAGGAUCUCACCAUAGACGGGCAACCAUGGUCAUCGGCCUCAUAGCCGUGAUAUUGACAGUUUCGACAGCCCUCAUUUUCAUGUUCCACUUGUUCUUGAAAACCAGGAAGAAGCGUGCAGAGCGACUGGGCUCCAGAGCUAGCAUCCGUGGAUUUGGAGCCGUCGAAUGGAUUGAUUCUCGCAAGAAGGACAACUGGCAUCCUGCUCUAGGCGACACCGGGAAACUGGCAGGAUCGAUGGAAAGAUCGCCGCCAGGGUCUCGCAGGGAUUCUUUGUUGUCUCACUGGCUCAGACUUAACCCUAAUUCUGUCAAGGAUGGACGCAACUCUCGGUCUAGAUUAUCUUUGCUCCCUCGACUCGGUGCUCUGCUUGGGCGUUCUCGUUCUACUUCUGGCCCGGCUCCUAAACGCUCUUCAGCAAAGAAAGAGAAGAUACUCGAUAUCAGGCCCUAUGACUUGGGCAGUCGUUUCUCCGUCUCCUCUUCUGACGUCCCUCUGGAUGAAUCUUUCGGAACUCUGGCCUCCUUGCAGUCCCUGGAGGUCAUCGAUCUGGAUGCUGACGACGAUCGUGAACGGCUUACCCCCAAUCCUAACCGCCAAAACCUCUCGUCGCUGUCUACUCCCACCUCACCCAAUGUAGGCGAGGAUCCUGUUCUUGCUGACCUGAUGGGCGAGCAACAAACACUCUUACGCGCAUCUUCGGUUCCCGUCAGGCGCGCCAAACCGAACAUCCCGGCGCAUGCACGAACGCGCAGUGCGCCCGAAGGUCCCGCCGAUCCCCACUCUCCCGCGCCUGAGCCACUCACCCCCACCAUUGGCAAGCACAAAAGCCAAUCCCAGUCGAUGUCCGCUGUGACUAUCAGCUCCAAGUACUCUUCGAUGCCGCCCUGCGACUCGGAUUGGGAUAUCUCGGACGCAUAUAGGCACUCCACGCGCGGGACAUUGCAAUCCAGAAAGUCUGAGAGAAAGAGCGGCGCUUCGAACAGACUUACGGCGCAGAGCACUGGUGGCAACGGCUGGACUAGUGCGAGAAACAGCGAUUACACCAUGUAUCGCAGAAGUGAUUGGUGA
Messenger RNA from Pleurotus ostreatus (oyster mushroom), 2049 nucleotides. RefSeq lists its product as uncharacterized. Bases 1 to 2049 code for a protein of 682 amino acids. The record is from RefSeq and is a predicted model, not a curated record. The transcript has a single exon. Lineage: Eukaryota; Fungi; Basidiomycota; Agaricomycetes; Agaricales; Pleurotaceae.